This is a messenger RNA of Pleuronectes platessa (European plaice), 1709 nucleotides long. RefSeq names its product coiled-coil domain containing 180 (gene ccdc180). The record is from RefSeq and is a predicted model, not a curated record. The transcript has 9 exons. NCBI's taxonomy places the organism in Eukaryota, Metazoa, Chordata, Actinopteri, Pleuronectiformes, Pleuronectidae. Bases 1076 to 1687 code for a protein of 203 amino acids.
GGACCCUCAGUCCGAGCGGAGGGGAACCCGGACAGACCCGGGUCUGGGUGAGGGGUUCCGGGAGUGAGGGCGUGACAAGAACCGGACUGAGUGGUCGAGAACCGUCAAAUCGAGUCAGCUCUCCGCGGCUAGCUGCUCUCUCAUCGGGGCUUAAGAGUACAGCUGCGCAUACUUUCAAGUGUAGCCAGUCAACGGAUCCUGUUUAACUGCCAUAAGAGUUUCUCAUCUUUUAAUAAAGACCUCAGGAAACACGCUGUGUUUUUUCUAUUUUUACUGCAUUUUAAUAUAGCCUAUAAAUAGUGAAUUUUAAUAUAACAAUAUGAAUGAUUAAUUGAAAGUCGAUCGUUAAUUCUCCCGACGAUUGAUUAAGAUAAUUUAAUCGAACGCCCAUCCCUAGUUCAUUUACGCUGAGUUUUAAAUAAUUCAUAAGCUUUUAAAGAAAUACGCUAAAAAUAUAAGUAGGCUUACUUGGGUUUGUGUCAUUUAAGGUAUACUGUAUCCCUUGGAAUUCUCAUUGUUAGUUUGAACACUACAUUUUGUCCCUUUUUCGCGUAUACACCGAGAUUUCACAAAAUGUUUGGUCAUGGAAAUUUGGUUCAAAGUUAUUGAAAAGUCAUGAAAAUCAAUUGGUAAAAAUGUGUAUGAACCCUGGUACAAUUUUCUCUGUGGACCAUGAAGGUGUCACAGGCUGGUUGUCAUGGUGACAGGUAAACAGAUCAAAGCAGUUUCCAGUGGACUGUUCGAUGCUCAGGUGGGUGAAUCGUACCGGUGGUAACCCGGGUCAGUGAGACCAGGUGUAACCCACGUUAACCCUUUGAUACACAAGCUAUCGGUCAGAAAUGACCGGUAUUCAUUUCCUGUGAUGUUUCCUCAUGGCUGGAUGUUUCUUGGCUUUGUUCUUUUAUAGCUUCUUCUUCCUUCUUCAAAGGAGCCGUCUUCAUGCAGCAGAGCUGGAUUCCAAGACCCCCCCCCCCCUACUCCAGCUUGAUCCUGUAGAACAAGGUCUAGGUCCUCAGCACCAGAGAUUUCAGACUCAUCUUCCUCAUCCUGUUCUUCAUCCAGCAUCUUUGUGACCAUGUCAAUCGUUCAACUGUCCAGGUCUCUGUUCUCUGGACAGAGUGACACGAGGACAGACUGUCUGUCUGCUGAGGACAGCAUCACACAGUGCAGCAGGGGGCAGCAGGUGGAUGAUGAUGAUGAUGUCAGCAGUCUUCCUCACACUGUGGUGGUCGACAGUCCGAGCUCUGACAUCAUCAAACGUCUGACGGAGAAAAGGCGGAAAAAACACGAAGUCGCUCUGAAGCAGCUGGAAACUGAGCUGACACAACUCAGUCAGGUGUGUGAUGCUCAGGUGAUGUCUGUCAGUCGGGAAAUCACGUCAUCUCUACAGGAAGUGAAGGUCAAACCGAAGACACCUGAAGGCCCCCCCACACCUCCCGUCUGCCUGCAGCAGCCAGAGGACGAGAUGAAAAGAAUCAUUGAGCUGAAACACAAAUUGACAGAAUGUGAGAGUCAGUGCAUCCAGCAGAUCAGAGCUGUGCUCAGGAAAUACUGCCACCUGCUGGAGAAGAUCAGCUUCCUGCUGCCACCUGACGUCCACAGACUGAUCCACAGCAUAGCCACGAUGGUGAACCAGUCGCUGCUGGUGAACCGUCGCAAGGUCGCCCGUCUGCUGCUGCUCUACUGACACCAGCAGAAACAUGAUGGAA